ACARUUGAGUUAAUUCWUCAGUAAACACAGCUUGYCWUGUCAUAACGGUUUAGAGGUAAUUUCUUCGGAUGUUAAGGUGUUCCCGCCGCCGUUGACCCGGUCCCCCCCUAUCUCCCUCCCACUCUAUCUCUCGGUGUUUUAUGUCUGCGUCACAACAAGUCGGUCGAGAAAGAGGCAGGGAUGAUGGCGUCUCUCGCGGGUUGAUUCGCGUGCUGCUCUGACAAACACGCUUAAUAGCAUCAAUAGGUGGAGAAAAGAGAGCAAAGGCACGGGAACAUGACGAAACGACGUCGCGGAGGACAGACAGACCAUACAGACCGAGAGAAAGACGGACGUACCGACGGUGUCUCACUGACGACUUGACAGACAUACGCGCUUGGCACAGACACAUACAUGCACAUCCACUUUGGCACACACGUAGGCUUCACAUCCAACCGGCCAGUAAUUGAGACGAGAGGAAAACAGAAGAGAUCAAAUAUUUCAUGUCAAGCCGGCACMGGAAUCGCUGUGACCCCAACGGAGAGGAGUUCGACUUGACAGGAUGGGGGGAGUAAGUGAAGGGGAUGAUGUGUUAGCUCGAUGGAGUGAUGGACUACUGUACCUCGGCAAUGUGAAGAGAGUAGAUGGAGUCAAGCAGUGUUGUCUGGUGAGAUUUGAGGACAACUCGGAAUUCUGGGUCCUAAGAAAAGACAUUCACUCUUUCUCAGUUGGAGUGGAAGAAGUUUGCUGUAUCUGUGAUGCCCCGCCUCUUAAAGAACCUCUCAUCAAUUGUCUUAAAUGUCGUCACGGUUAUCAUCCUGAGUGCCACACUCCAUCCAUUGAGCCGGAAGCUGACAGCAAUUCUUGGAUAUGUCGGCAAUGUGUCUUUGCAGUGGCGACCAAGAGAGGGGGAGCCAUCAAACGAGGACGGUUUGCCCGGCUCAUGCAAAUCAUGAAACUUCGGCUGCCCUAUCAGCUGUCAUCUUUAGACUGGGACCCACAGCAUCUGACCAAUCAGCAGCAAUGUUACUGCUACUGUGCCGGACCUGGAGAGUGGAACUUGAAAAUGUUGCAGUGUGGAAGUUGUGGUCAGUGGUUUCAUGAAGCUUGCACACAGUGUCUGACCAAGCCGUUGUUAUAUGGAGACAGGUUUUAUGAGUUCCAGUGCUCAGUCUGUGCAAACGGACCAGAGACAAUUCAACGGCUACCCAUGAGCUGGGUAGAUUUGGCCCAUUUGGUGCUCUACCACCUCUCCUUGUGCUGCAAGAGAAAAUACUUUGAUUUCGACCAUGAAAUCAUGUCGUUUGCCAAUGAGAAUUGGGACUCUUUGCUUCUAGGCUCGCUCUCUGACACACCAAGGCAAGAUCGCUGUCACAAUCUGCUCAACGCUUUGAACUCCAACAAAGACAGGUUUGUCUCUGGUAAAGAGAUCAAGAAGAAGAAGUGUCUUUUUGGGCUCCAGGUCCGAGCUCCGCCUCCCCUGACCUCUGAUUCGUCCCCCCUCAUCACUGACCCGCCCAUCAACAUCACCCAAAGGAGAAGCCCAUUGUCACUGCCCUGCCAGAGGAGAGCGGUGGGGCCAGAGUCACGCAAAUCAAAGCGGCGCAUCAUGGAGACACAGCCUUGUCCGCCCCCAGUCCCAGCCACCCCAAUAGAUCUGGUGCCAUGUUGCCAUGGCUACGUAGGUGGAACUAACCUCUACAACUCCAGGAAGGAGGAGGAGCUGAAUUUGGGCUCUCCACCUAAGAGGAUGUUUGCCCUGUAUCACCCCACCUAUAACGGAGCCCCAGCCAUCUCCAGAACCCUGCAUCACUAUAGUGCGGAAGACCCUUGUCGAGUGCCGCCCCCUGCCUCCCCUUCUCCCUGUCAUCCUCCCACCAUCACAACCACAACAACCACAACCACCACCAGCAGCACCACCACACCAGCCUGGCCAGAAGUUGGACUCCCUGCCCCUCCCUCAUGCUGCGUGACGUCCCUUCCUACCGGGCGGCGUGGGGGGAGGGGGUGGGGGGGAUGGGUCAGCUGCCAGGGGCUGGGGGGGCGGGGACGGGGUGAGGAUUUUGGCGAGGCGAGUAACGCCAGACGGGAAGGUCCAGUACCUCGUGGAGUGGGGGAACAUUGA
Messenger RNA from Salvelinus sp. IW2-2015, 2104 nucleotides. The record is from RefSeq and is a predicted model, not a curated record. NCBI's taxonomy places the organism in Eukaryota, Metazoa, Chordata, Actinopteri, Salmoniformes, Salmonidae.